Messenger RNA from Paramecium sonneborni, 1184 nucleotides. Lineage: Eukaryota; Ciliophora; Oligohymenophorea; Peniculida; Parameciidae. The record is from the annotation of a GenBank genome assembly.
UAACUAUCUGUUAAUGAACAUAAACUAUUGCAGUCCAAAUUUCUAAUUUGAGAAUCGACCUCCUCUAAAAGAUUAUACAUCAAAUGUCGAUAAUAUUAAAUAAGCUAAAAAUAGGAUAGCUGAAUUAUAACAUAUAAUUCAUGAAUUAAAUAAAUCUAAUGGAAAAAAGUCUGUGUCACCUUUAGCUAAAAGUCCUGUAAAAGUGAAUGUCCCUAUUGAGUACCAUGGUACUUCUAAAAAGUAAAGUCCAAGAUUUUAGACUCCUGAAACAAAAUAAAGAGAAAUAAGAAUAGUAAGUGAAAAUGUGAAAAUGCAAACUGAAAAUAUUCUUGAAUAAGGAAUAUUAUAAGGAAUUCUGCCUGACCAUUUAUUAGAAAAAUCAAUAGACAAUUAUACAUAAUCAAAAGUACUUGGAUUAGGUUCUUAUGCUAUUGUAAGAUUGGCAUAAAAAGGAUAAUUAAUUUGUGCUAUUAAAACAUAUGAAAAAGCUAAAAUUAAUGAUUAACAAAAAAGAAAAAAUGUUUGUAGAGAAGUCAAGAUUUUAUCAAAAUUAAGACAUUCUAAUAUUAUUAAAUUAAUUGGUGCUUGUGAAACUCAAGUUUAAUUACAUGUAAUAAUGGAAUAUUACAGUGCUACUUCUUUAAAUACUUUUAUUAAGUAACAACCAUAAAAGAAACUUGAUGAAAAUGAAGCUAAAUAUAUUUUUAUUUAAAUUGUAGAUGCUUUAAGAUAUUGUCAUCAUAAAAGUGUUGUUCAUAGAGAUUUAAAAUUAGAAAAUAUACUUAUUGAUCCAUUAAAUAACUAAAUUAAAAUUAUAGAUUUUGGGUAAAAUAAUUCUUAUUCUUUAUAAUAGUUUCUCUAUUGCUAUUGAUCCUGCCAGUAGACUUAAUAUAUUUUGUGGUACUCCAUCAUAUAUGGCUCCAGAAAUAGUUAAUAAAUAAACUUAUAGUUUUCCUGCUGAUGUUUGGGCUUUAGGUAUAUUACUUUAUAAAAUGACAACUGGAUAAUUUCCAUUUAGAGGUAAUGAUGAUAAAGAUUUAUAUAAAUCAAUCAAUACUGGAAAAAUUGAAUUUCCUUAAAAUAUGUCAUUCUAAUUAAAAAAUUUAAUCAAAAAGAUUUUAAAUACUAAUUAGAAUGAAAGACCUCCACUUAAAGAAAUAGCUUUGGAUGAUUGGCUUUAAUGA